Molecule: messenger RNA, 354 nt
Organism: Diaporthe amygdali
Lineage: Eukaryota; Fungi; Ascomycota; Sordariomycetes; Diaporthales; Diaporthaceae
Exons: 1
Coding region: 1-354 (117 amino acids)
Source: RefSeq, a predicted model, not a curated record
AUGUGCCGCAUGGUGAUAUUUUCGGGUAAUUGCAUUCGCUGUGGCCAGUACUAUACCGUCCCUGAGCUGGAGCAGAGCGUGUCGUGCCUCGAGGCCAAAAACAACGGCGGCUUCGGCGACUGCAGGAGGGGCGUGAACAUGGACCAGCACGAUCCGGCCCUCGAAUGCGCCUCGUGCAGCUACGCCAUGAGCCUCACCGACGACCAGCAGCCCUAUAGCGACGACAUGCUGAUCGCCGCCAGCAGUUCGGGCGGCAGCACAACCAACCCGGGCACCAAUUCUUCCUCCAGUAGCAAGGGGAGCCACCACCAUUCUAGACAUGACACCACCAGCAAGAGGAGGAAGGUUCGGUGA